AUGCCGUCCGCACGACGUUUGCGUCUUCUAGGCAUCGUCGCCGUUGCCAUUCUUUUCACUUUGCUCUUCACAUCCCGCCUCCGCCAGGCUGGCGAUACUGAUGUAAACUCUAUUCAAGGGCUGUACCAUAAGACUAGGACCGCCAUCGACAGAGCACGCGCUGAUGGGCAAGCCGCCUUGCAGAGAUCCAAAACUGGAGCGGCUAAGGGUCAUCUAGCUGUAGACAAGGAUGCCGAUGGCGACGUUGAUCAAGACGACGAGGUUUUUGCCCAAGAAAUGUCAGACCGCCUGAGGGCCGCCGAGCAAAAAGCCAAAGAUUUAGCAAACUCAAAGUCGCCCAACAAGCCAGACGCACCUAGAAACAUUGUCGGUGUCGGCAGCUCAGCAGGUGGCCAGACUGCAAAGAAGAAGACAACCAAGCCGGCGCUAGCUGAGGCGGAAGCAGACGAGAAGCCAAUGGUGGAGACGAGCGAGGACAAGGAAGUCAAGGCGGAGCUCGACACGAUACUUCGGAAAUCUCCAGGCAAGUGGCCUAUUCGAGCCAAGGGUGUUCUGUUGGAAAAGUACAGCAUACAACCAGCCCCGUACGUCGUCGAGUUGGACCAGCACCCUCUCGGCCCACAGAUCCAGCAGAAGCUGGGUGAGAUGACCAAAAGGAAAACCGUGCCCAACAUUCUCGUCAAUGGCAAGUCCGUCGGCGGUGGCGAUGAGAUUACCGAGCUCGAUGCAACUCAAAAGCUUAUCACGACUUUUAAGUUUUACGGCGACAAACACAUUACAAUAAAGGAGCGCUUUCCCAAAAAGGAGGCUGCGGCAUGA
This is a messenger RNA of Pyricularia pennisetigena, 819 nucleotides long. RefSeq lists its product as uncharacterized. Gene Ontology annotation, biological process: cellular response to oxidative stress. The transcript is spliced from 2 exons. Gene Ontology annotation, molecular function: glutathione disulfide oxidoreductase activity. Gene Ontology annotation, cellular component: Golgi lumen; cytoplasm; cis-Golgi network. Bases 1 to 819 code for a protein of 272 amino acids. The record is from RefSeq and is a predicted model, not a curated record. Lineage: Eukaryota; Fungi; Ascomycota; Sordariomycetes; Magnaporthales; Pyriculariaceae.